UCCCCGCAGCUGCCAUCAGAGCCCUGCCCAAAGGGAGCUGGCCUUCCCCCUUCGUGCUCCUGUGCUGGGGACCCAGGGCGCCAGCACCCACCCGGCCCCAGCCAGUGCUUUCCUCCAGGCCUAUGGGGACGCUGGUGGCCAAGCUACUCCUGCCCACCCUCAGCAGCCUGGCCUUCCUCCCCACUGUCAGCAUCGCGGCCAAGAGGCGGUUCCACAUGGAGGCCAUGGUCUACCUCUUCACCCUGUUCUUCGUGGCGCUCCACCAUGCCUGCAACGGACCCGGCUUGUCUGUGCUGUGCUUCAUGCGACACGACAUCCUGGAAUACUUCAGCGUCUAUGGGACAGCCCUGAGCAUGUGGGUCUCGUUGAUGGCACUGGCUGACUUCGAUGAGCCCAAGAGGUCAACAUUUGUGAUGUUCGGCGUCCUGACCAUUGCUGUGAGGAUCUACCACGACCGCUGGGGCUACGGGGUGUACUCAGGCCCCAUUGGCACAGCCAUCCUCAUCAUUGCGGCAAAGUGGCUGCAGAAGAUGAAGGAGAAGAAGGGCCUGUACCCAGACAAGAGCGUCUACACCCAGCAGAUAGGCCCCGGCCUCUGCUUCGGGGCGCUGGCCCUGAUGCUACGCUUCUUCUUCGAGGACUGGGACUACACCUAUGUCCACAGCUUCUACCACUGUGCCCUGGCCAUGUCCUUUGUUCUGCUGCUGCCCAAGGUCAACAAGAAGGCUGGAGCCCCGGGGGCCCCGGCCAAGCUGGACUGCUCCACCCUGUGCUGUGCUUGUGUCUGAUGCUGCGCCCAGCCCGGCUCUGAGCCCCUGCCCUCCCCAGCUCAUGCUUGGCCAGAGUCCCAGACAGUUUCUCCUCCUGCAGCUCCUGCUGUCCUUCCCUGCCCCGGAGCAUCCAGGAGAAACAUCUCUUGCAUACCCUGAGAGGCCCCUGGGGGUCUGUGAAGGGCCCAUCACGCUGCACUAAAUGCUUCUUAAGAACCCACUUAUUUCGUUGUGACGGGGUGCACAGCAGCAGAACCAAGCUGGAAAGAUAAGAAUGUUCUCCUCCCAGGCCUUGUCACGACCCAUUGGCGUGUCUGGUGGAGCCCUAGGUCUGGCGUCUGCCCACCCUACUGCUGGCCAGCGGCCCAGGAGUCCCAGCUGGGUGCCAGCCAUGACGGGGGGGCUCUCAUGUCUUCAGUUUUCUCCUGGAAACUGCUAUCACCAUCUCUGUCCUGUGUCUUCAGGCUCCGAGCGACCCCAUUUAGGAAGCUGGGACCAGCGGGGCCAGCUGGAUCCCUGGCCCAGGCCACUCUGGCCCCACCCCUUCCGCUGGGUCCCUGAAUCAAGCCGUUUUCAUAAUUACAACCAAUAAGAAGUGCCUCAAUGUAUCAACCUCA
This is a messenger RNA of Rhinopithecus roxellana (golden snub-nosed monkey), 1387 nucleotides long. It is a transcript of the gene MYMK, whose product is annotated as myomaker, myoblast fusion factor. Gene Ontology annotation, cellular component: plasma membrane. Lineage: Eukaryota; Metazoa; Chordata; Mammalia; Primates; Cercopithecidae. The transcript has 5 exons. Bases 123 to 788 code for a protein of 221 amino acids. The record is from RefSeq and is a predicted model, not a curated record.